AUGACCCAAGCUGUCUUUGAGCCGCUCAAGGCAGCGCACCUUGUGAUAGAAUUGCGGGGGUGGGGGUGGGCUCCAUGUCCCUCAAUCAUCUCGAACGGCUUUCUAAGCUGCCGCGGGGACGUCGAGCAGAUCCCCCCCUGUCCCUUCUCCACACACAAUGCCGGCCACGCGGACGCUUGUCACUUCUUAUUGGGAGGACUUCUCCUCUUUUUGCUCCUCACGGCCGGCUCCAGAGAGUCCCGGGAGUUUCGCAAACUACACACACCUGUCAAGACACAGCACCGAGCCUCACCAGACGAGCUUGCGGUAUCGGCCAUGUCAAAACGCAGCUGGUCGGAUGCCAACGAGGGCAUGGAAUUCAUGACGCUGAUCACGGCUGGAAAUGGCGAGCAGUCCUUUCCGCAGAUAUCUCGGAAAAUCAAGGCGUGUGCGGCGUGCCGAAAACACAAGAUAAAAUGUCUGAUGGACGAGAGUGGCCCUCCAUGCCGUCGAUGCGCUGAACGAAAUCUGGGUUGCGUCUUGGGGAAGAACUUGCAAAGCAUAAUCGACGAGAAGACUCAGUACAACGAAGCCGUUUUCCAAGACAUCGAGAACCUGCACAACACACUCAAGGAAGUCUCCAAGAAAGUCGGUCUACCCGAACCCGCUGCUCUACAAUGUUCGGCGCUGCAGAAGUCCGCAGUAUCGCCCUCACAGCCAAUCCGUUCGGUCCAUGGCGUGAGCGGGAACGGAUACCGCCUAGGAGUGUCCGUGCAAGACAACCACGGUCCAUCUUGCGACAACUCGCCCAAGAUCUCACCAGAAGACGAGAACCUCCCGCACGUACCGAUCCAUUCACUCUACGCCCUUACGAAACUGAGAGCUCUGAGGUCACCAGACGCCCCGGAGGGCCACUCGAGCCCUGCCCGGGAUGAUUUUAUCUCCAGAGGCGCCUUACAACUGGAAGACGCCGAGCGUCUUUUCUGCCUCUACCGAGACCGCCUCGAUGCCUUCAUGUACGGGGUUGGGUGCAAGUAUCAACAGCUGGAGGAGCUGAGACGUAAGAGCCCGAUCCUGACCGCGGCAACUUUGACUGUCGCCGCCCUUCACGACCCCCAGUCCAACAGCUUGUACGGCAUUUGCAGCUCAGAAUUCCGCACCCUUACGGAACGAUCCAUGUUUGAUCGCAGAGUGAAUCGUGACUAUCUUCGCGCCAUGUGCGUGGCGUCGUAUUGGCUGAGUGACGUGAGCUGGAUGCUUUCGGGGUACGCGAUACGAAGAGCGGCCGAGUGCAACUUGCACAACAGCUACGCCCGCGCCAUCGAGGAGAAGAGUGAAGAGGCUGCCGAUGGGGCGCGCUUAUGGUACAUCCUCAACAUCUGCGACCAACACCUUGCCACUCUCUAUGGGCGGCCUGCCAUAGUGCAGGAAGACUCUUCAAUGCAACAAUGGGAGAGCUUCCUAAAGUCUCCCGUCUCGACCGAGGAGGACAAGCGCCUGGCAAGUCAGGUAGCCCUUCUUGGAGUAAUCGGCAGCAUCAGGGAGUUAUUCGGCCCUGACAAGGGCCAACCGACCCCGCGGGCCUACGUUCAUCAGAUCACUCACUUCAGCAAACAACUGGACCACUGGAUCAAGCACUGGUCAGAAACUUUGCCAGAACAGUAUCAACACAUCGGCCGCUUCCCUCGAAAGGGGGCAUUGUUACACUUCCAUUUCGCAAAGCUUCACCUCUACUCACACAUCUUUCGAGGCCUCUCGGGCGACAGCCCGAUACCCCAUCACUUCCUCGACUGUGCGGCAUCGGCCAUCUCCGUCGCGACCUCCACGAUCGACUUCAUCAUUACCGAUCCAGAUGUCGCGGCCGGGGUCGUGGGGAUGCCGUCCUACCUGCACUGCAUGACUGCCUUCGCGUGCAUGUUCCUAAUCAAGGUCGCGGUCAAGUACGGCGGAGACCUCGUCGAGCCGCAGCGCGUAUGGGGCCUCACGACUGAUCUCGUACGGCACUUUCGGUCUCUGCCGGCGGGCCGGUGGCAUUUGGCGAACCUCAUGGCGCCGGGCCUCGAGCGUAUGGUUGCGACGCUGAAACCCGGUCAAUCGGGCGAACCUGGUCACCAUCACUCGCACGUCGAGACCGUCAACACUGGGGACCGUCUCAAUACCAACGGCGUCAUCGAUGCUCAGCUUGCGGGUUCGAAUACGGAUGGAACAUUGAUGGGCCCCGAAGGGGAAUUCUUCUUCGACUACGACAUGAGUUUCGGGCUGUCUCCGGUCUUCCAGUUCGACAUGUCGUCCUUGAACACCGAUACUCAGACUAUAACGGGCCAAGAUUUCACCCAAGUCGACUAUCAAACGACAAGGCCUGGAACUUGAUCACGAUCGAGUAUACCUCACUUGAUGUGGAGUUUGAUGGGUCAAAAUGGCAACAGAUGACCGAUGAAACAUUGGCUGACGCAUUUAAUGGCUUUCUACAUUCUUUAUAGACUAAUCAUGUGGAACCUACAUCCCUUGAAUGUUCCUUGGUCUGUAUUCGCUUUCCAGGUAUUGACACUCCUCUUCGGUCAACUUCAGCUUGAGUGCUUCUAUUGUCUCUUUGAUCCUCCUUUCCGAACUCAACCCCACAAUGGGCCAGCAUCCCUUCUGCAACACCCAAGCAGUCGAGACUAGGGCCAUGCUGACGCCCCUCUUCUUCGCAAUCUCUUCGACACGGUUGACGAUAUCAAGAUUGGCGUCCGCGAACCACGCUUGCGUCUUCUUAUCCGUCUGGCUUCUCAGUGAUGUACCCUCGCCCUCGUUGGAGAGGGGCUUUGCGAGCAAGCCGCGCGCAAUGGGCGACCACGGAAUCACUCCGACUCCAGUCGCGCGACAGAAAGGCAGCAUCUCUCGCUCUUCCUCGCGGUACAGCAAGUUGUAGAACGGCUGCAUCGAGAUGAACUCGGUCCAGCCGUGUGACCGGGCGAUGUACUGCAGGCGGGAGAACUCCCACGUGUACAUAGACGAUGCUCCGAUAUAGCGGACUUUACCGGACUGUACAACGUCGUGCAGGGCUCUCAUGAUCUCUUCGGGCGGCGUUUCUCGGUCAAGGCGGUGGAUCUGGAGGACAUCGAUGUAAUCCGUCCCGAGCCGCUCCAAGCACUUGUCGACAGCGUGAAAGACGUGCUUUCUGCUCAGACCCAUCUGGUUGACCAGCGGUCCGUCAUUGACACUGGCGGGCCGGGACUCAUCGUCCAUGACCGGGUUAAAGAUCUUGGAGAGGAUCACGACCUUCUGCCGCGGGAUGUUGAAUUUCUUGAGCGCUUUGCCGAUGAUGACCUCAGACUGUCCGUUCGAGUACGUGUCGGCCGUGUCCCAGGUGUUGAUGCCGUUGUCGUACGCGGCCUUGAGCAGUUGCAGCCCCUCUUCCUCGUCGAGAACCCAUGGUGAGCCUUCCCACUUGGACGAACCAAAGGUCAUGCACCCCAGGAUGAUCUUGGAGAUCUUGAGGCCAGUAUUUCCGAGUCUAGUUUAGGGCUGUUAGGAUCAAGAAAAUUUGGGAGUGCACGAGGGACGUUCUCUGUGCAAGGCACGCUGCGUACGACUGUUGAAAGGUUCUGCGAUGAUUGAACUUACCUGACGUAUUCCAUUUUGAAGUUGCUAUUACCUUUGAGUUGAGUUACAGAUACAGUAAAGUCACCCGUAGUAAAAGAUUACCAUUACUAGACUCUGCCCAUUUUCGAGGUUUUUGUUUGCAUCGUCACG
Colletotrichum destructivum is the source of this 3714-nucleotide messenger RNA. RefSeq lists its product as uncharacterized. NCBI's taxonomy places the organism in Eukaryota, Fungi, Ascomycota, Sordariomycetes, Glomerellales, Glomerellaceae. The coding region runs from base 1 to 2349 and encodes 782 amino acids. Gene Ontology annotation, cellular component: nucleus. Gene Ontology annotation, biological process: regulation of DNA-templated transcription; DNA-templated transcription. The transcript is spliced from 7 exons. Gene Ontology annotation, molecular function: zinc ion binding; transcription cis-regulatory region binding; DNA-binding transcription factor activity, RNA polymerase II-specific. The record is from RefSeq and is a predicted model, not a curated record.